Cantharellus anzutake is the source of this 585-nucleotide messenger RNA. RefSeq lists its product as uncharacterized. The annotation marks the transcript as partial. The record is from RefSeq and is a predicted model, not a curated record. The transcript has 4 exons. NCBI's taxonomy places the organism in Eukaryota, Fungi, Basidiomycota, Agaricomycetes, Cantharellales, Hydnaceae.
AUGCGAUCUAUGGAGCCAACGCGCAGUUUUUCGUUUGAGUGCAACAAUGCACAGAGCAGUUACCCCAGCGAUUCAGGAAGAGUGAAAGCCGCGGAAGUCUUAGAGCCAGAUAGGAAGUUUACGACGCAGCGGAGAUUGGAGCACCAGAGAGGAAGUCCACCCCAUCUUCAACCUCCUGCACCUAGGCGACAUUCACCUCCAAGAACCGUAGCCACGGAGCCUAAGUUAGGUCGCGAGAUGGCUCAGGAAGUUGAGAACUACGCAGCGGAAGUAGCCAAGUUGAGACAAAGCCGGCCAGUGGAGUCGAAAGAGAGAACGCCGGAAGUCAAUGCGAGUACGCAAACAAGCAAGAGGAGGCAGAUGGACGAAGACAGGACGGCAAGGAAGAACGAUGUCAGAGACAAGGAUAGUGCAUUUGGUUUAGUGCGAGUGCAUCAGUCAAAGGAUCCUCCAGCCGAGCGCGGUGACUGGAGGAUUACGGACGGUGUUAUUUAUGAAGUUUUCGAGUACAAAGGCAGUCCCAGACGAGUAGCGCUUCCGUGCGACGGAAUUAGUAAGACGUGGACGGACGACAGCAAAGAACGA